AUGAAGCGCAGCCGUCUUCAAUUCGAGGCCAAUGGUGAUGUUUCAUCGGCUGCCUCCCCGCAAGGCCCGCCAGGAACCCGCCCGGUCCCUACCCCGGAAACCGACUACCAACAGAGCCCCAGACAUGUCCCCAAAAUCUCCCGCCGGAUACGAGCCUGCACUGAGUGCAAGCGCCAUAAGGUUCGCUGUGAUCUCAGUGCGGGGGAGUCCAUCUGCCAGAGAUGUCACCGCAUGGGUUUGGAAUGCGUCGUGAACAAGAGUCUUCAGACCUUGUUGGACGACGAAACAGAAUGGAAGGCAACCAUCGAGCUCGCAAUGGCAGACCUGCUCCGCAAGGCUCAACUACCGGAUCUCGCAUCCUACCAAACCGCUGGCAAGUCAUCGGAGACGCCGUCCAAGAAGAGGGACCGCCAGUAUUCCACCGUUUCAUCAGAGGAUACGCCUCUUCCGACGGGUCACGAUGCGGGACAAGAGCCCCCCGGGACCAGUGCACAAAGAGUCGCCAAUGAAUCUGGCGCGUCCGAUGUGGCAUUCCGACAAGCCUCACAAUAUGCUCUUGACAGGGAGGAGAACGGAACAUCCUCACUGGUCACUGCCCCAAUGGGGAGCCUCUACGAAGUGACCCAGUUGAGUGACAUCCAAACAAACUCACCGGGGAGACACCAUGCUCCCGAUCGGGCUCUUGUCAGCGAUUUCGUCUCGCGAGGACUAGUAGACAUACGCGAAGCAGAGGAGCUGUUCUCGUACUUUGAUCACGUACUUAGCCGUUAUCUUUGGGACGGUAUAUUACUGGAUCACAAGGACCUUACGUCGGUGCGGAACUCGUCCUCGAUGCUCUCCGCCGCCAUCCUGGCUGUGACGGCCCUUCACAUGCCUCAGAAGGAACGGACCUUCGAUACCUGCUACACGGAGUUCGCUAGAUUGGCAUCCGAGUCAAUGCUUGAUCGACACCAUACCAUGGAUGACUUGCGUGCUUUGUGUAUAGGUGCUUUUUGGCUUGCAGAUGUCAGCUGGAAGCUAUCUGGGUAUGCGGUCCGCAUUGCCACAGAGCGCAAUUUGCACCAGUCCUACCGAAAAGCCAUCCAGGGCUCACCGGAGCAUAUUGAGCAAGCUAGGCUGUGGUAUCUUCUUUAUACCCUAGAGCAUCACUUUUCUAUCGCCUACGGUCGACCACCUAUAAUCCACGAGGACCAAAGUAUCACGAACCACAAUACAUUUACCCUGAACCCGAACGUGCAGCAAGGCGAUCUGCGCCUGCACAGCCAGGUUGAUUUAUUUAUCAUUCUUACCCGAAUAUACCAUGCCUUUGGGCCCGAUGUUGACCUGGAGGUCCCCGACAGCGAAUUCUCAACUAUCGAGAAAUUCGACACCGAUCUCGAUAACUGGCGGUCUGCCUGGUAUCCUCGCUUAGUUGGGAGUCGAUAUGUUGGCGCGUAUCCGUAUAGAGCCGUCCACCUGCACUAUCACUUUUCUCGCCUACAGUUAAACUCGGUUGCUUUGCGGACUUACCACUCUUCUAUCUCUACGCGCCCUAUGUCCUCUGAGCGCAAGAAGCGAGCCAACCUGGCUAUUCAGUCCGCCAUCGAUACGCUUUUGGUCGUUUUGGAUGAGCCCGAUAUCCAGAGGGCUUUGGUCGGUGUUCCAUUGUACCUGCACAGCAUGAUCACCUUUGCCGCUGUUUUCCUGUUGAAGAUCGCAGCCAAGGGCUGCUCAAUCAACACCCCCGGUGGCCAGCACAACUCGAUUGCGUCUGCCGGCCUACAGAUCAACGUCAUGUACGUGCGCGUGCUGGUGGGGCGGAUUGUCGAGAUGAUGGUUUCCUGCAGCAAGCGCGCCAGCGAGCAUCAUCUGAGUCACCAUAUAGCGCGUGGCCUAAAGAAGAUGCUGACAGGGCUCGAAGAAUGGGAGAAAAGGAGUUCCGGCAACCAGCAAUCGCUUGGACACGGCUCCAGCGACAACCCGUCCAUGUUCAAACCCAUUAUCAUCCCCGGCGCCCAGUCCCUGGGCGAAGGCGAUACCAUUCUCAACCAUCCCCCCCCAAUGUUAGGAGUAGCGCCUCUGUCUGCCGAGAGGGGCAAUGGCUUUGAUGCGGAAGCAGCGCAGGGGAAACAGCAGCCCGGACUCUCCGAAGGCUCCGCCGACCCUAUGAUGGCCGAUCUUUGGGGAUUUGACGAGGACUACUUUCCGACAGGGGUUUUCGAUUUCCUUCAGUCUCAAAUGCCUGCUUGAUGCAUGGCCGGCUUCUCCUCUCCAUGGAGCGUUUGUGGGUGAUGCAGAUAUCGGACAAAUGAAGAGAUUCACGCCGAACGACCGCUCUCCUCACAUAAUAAUACGAGCGAAUACCGGGGCUUCUGACACCGGGCGGGAAUCAUCCCGGGGCACUUCAUUGAGGGUCGACGCAGGCCUGGGUCGUCGACUGGCAGUUGGUACAUUGAUGGCUCCAUCUUGGUCAACUCCUUGCAAUCGCCCGAUGAAGAAAUUAAUCCAGAAGAGCUUCUUGCGACAGGGGGGGGGGGGAUAGUACAAUAGAGGUGGCCAUGUCUUGUCCCCACCUGCUGAGCUUGGGGGCUCCCAAGACACCAUCGACGAAGAUAUGUGCAGUUAUAUAAAUAAUGAGAAAUGCCAGAGCAAUACGGGAAUUCACCAUCAAGUCAUCGUCUUUCCAGUGAAACGUAGGGUCUGGAAUUAACAUGGGCAUUGAUUGGCAUUGGGCCGCCUCG
This is a messenger RNA of Aspergillus heteromorphus CBS 117.55, 2720 nucleotides long. Its product is annotated as Zn(II)2Cys6 transcription factor. Gene Ontology annotation, biological process: DNA-templated transcription; regulation of DNA-templated transcription. Gene Ontology annotation, molecular function: DNA-binding transcription factor activity, RNA polymerase II-specific; zinc ion binding; DNA binding. The transcript is spliced from 4 exons. The record is from RefSeq and is a predicted model, not a curated record. NCBI's taxonomy places the organism in Eukaryota, Fungi, Ascomycota, Eurotiomycetes, Eurotiales, Aspergillaceae. The coding region runs from base 1 to 2229 and encodes 742 amino acids.